GUCUCCAGAGAAUAACAGGUGGGAGAAGCCAAACCCCACAGUAUGACUCUAUUGUCUGACUCUACUGAUAGAGCUUUCUUGAAAUGGCAAGGCUAUAAACAUGGAGAACAGGAAAAUGGAAAUAUCAUCCCUUACUAGAAACAGUUGAAGUUGCCACAACCCGUGGUUGACAGAAAGACAAGACAGCAGGAUCAGCCUUGAGUGGAAUUUGACAGAAGAUGCUACAACAGUUUUAUCUCUGGAAAUGGUUAGCUUCAGGGAUUAUCCUCCCAGCCCUCUUCACAAUCUGCUUCAGCCAGUAUGAUGAUGACUGGCAAUAUGAGGAUUGCAAACUAGCUAGGGGAGGACCACCAGCCACCAUAGUUGCUAUCGAUGAAGAGAGUCGGAAUGGUACGAUUCUGGUGGAUAACAUGCUGAUCAAAGGGACUGCUGGAGGACCAGACCCCACCAUCGAACUUUCCCUAAAGGACAACGUGGAUUUCUGGGUGUUGCUGGACCCUGUUAAGCAAAUGCUCUUCCUGAACAGCACGGGCAGAGUUCUGGAUAGAGACCCCCCGAUGAACAUACACUCCAUCGUGGUGCAAGUCCAGUGCAUCAACAAGAAGGUGGGCACUGUGAUCUACCAUGAAGUUCGAAUCGUGGUGAGGGACAGGAAUGACAACUCACCCACGUUCAAACACGAGAACUACUAUGCCACCGUGAAUGAGCUCACUCCAGUUGGCACCACGAUAUUUACAGGAUUUUCAGGAGACAAUGGAGCUACAGACAUAGAUGAUGGACCAAAUGGACAGAUAGAAUAUGUUAUCCAAUAUAAUCCUAAUGAUCCGACAUCUAAUGACACCUUCGAAAUUCCCCUCAUGUUAACUGGAAAUGUGGUGUUAAGGAAGAGGCUCAACUAUGAAGAUAAGACUCGGUACUUUGUCAUCAUCCAAGCUAAUGACCGUGCACAAAAUCUGAAUGAGCGGCGAACCACCACCACCACCCUCACAGUGGACGUUCUGGACGGAGAUGACUUGGGUCCUGUGUUUCUUCCUUGUGUCCUGGUGCCAAACACACCUGAUUGUCGCCCGCUCACCUACCAAGCCGCCAUCCCUGAAUUGAGAACUCCGGAAGAACUGAACCCCAUCAUUGUUACCCCGCUCAUCCAAGCUGUUGACCAGGACCGGAAUAUUCAGCCGCCAUCGGAUAGGCCAGGCAUCCUCUACUCCAUCCUUGUUGGGACUCCUGAGGAUUACCCACGAUUUUUCCAUAUGCAUCCUAGAACUGCAGAACUUAGUCUCCUGGAGCCAGUAAACAGAGACUUUCACCAGAAAUUUGAUUUGGUUAUUAAGGCUGAACAGGACAAUGGCCAUCCCCUUCCUGCCUUCGCCAGUCUCCAUAUUGAAAUCCUGGAUGAAAACAAUCAGAGUCCGUAUUUCACGAUGCCCAGUUACCAAGGCUAUAUCCUGGAAUCCGCCCCAGUGGGAGCAACCAUCUCUGACAGUCUGAAUUUGACCUCCCCUCUGAGGAUUGUGGCUCUGGACAAGGAUAUAGAAGAUACGAAGGACGCAGAGCUUCACCUUUUCCUGAAUGAUUACACCUCAGUCUUCACUGUUACACAAACUGGCAUUACUCGCUACCUCACCUUACUUCAGCCGGUGGACAGGGAAGAACAGCAGACUUACACUUUUUCGAUAACGGCAUUCGAUGGUGUGCAAGAGAGCGAGCCAGUUAUUGUCAAUAUUCGGGUGAUGGAUGCAAAUGAUAACACUCCGACCUUCCCUGAAAUAUCCUACAAUGUCUAUGUGUAUACAGACAUGAGCCCCGGCGACAGUGUCAUUCAGCUCACAGCCGUGGAUGCAGACGAAGGGUCCAACGGGGAGAUCACGUACGAAAUCCUGGCUGGGGCUCAGGGCGACUUUGUCAUCAACCACACCACGGGGCUCAUCACCAUCGCCCCGGGGGUGGCACUGACGGUGGGGCGCACCUUCGCGCUCACGGUCCAGGCCGCGGAUAAUGCGCCUCCCGCGGAGAGAAGGUACUCCAUCUGCACGGUGUACAUCGAAGUGCUUCCUCCAAAUAAUCAAAGCCCUCCCCGCUUCCCACAGUUGAUGUACAGCCUCGAAAUCAGUGAAGCCAUGAGGAUUGGUGCUGUUUUACUAAAUCUACAGGCAACUGAUCGAGAGGGAGACCCAAUAUCAUACACCAUUGAGAACGGAGAUCCUCAACGAGUUUUUAAUCUUUCGGAGACUACUGGGAUUCUAACCUUAGGGAAAGCCCUGGACAGGGAGAGCACUGAUCACUACAUUCUGAUCGUCACUGCUUCGGACGGCAGGCCAGAUGGGACCUCUACUGCUACUGUAAAUGUGGUGGUGACAGAUGUCAAUGACAACGCGCCAGUUUUCGACCCCUUUCUGCCUAGAAACCUGUCUGUGGUGGAGGAAGAAGCCAAUGCCUUUGUGGGUCAAGUACGGGCAGCAGACCCUGAUGCUGGAAUAAAUGGCCAAGUGCACUACAGUUUGGGCAACUUCAAUAAUCUCUUCCGCAUCACAUCCAAUGGGAGCAUUUACACAGCCGUGAAGCUUAACAGAGAGGUCAGGGACUACUACGAGCUUGUUGUUGUGGCCACGGAUGGAGCGGUGCAUCCCCGUCACUCAAUGCUCACACUGGCCAUCAAAGUUUUGGAUAUAGACGAUAACAGUCCUGUGUUCACCAAUUCAACGUACACUGUGGUUGUGGAGGAGAACCUGCCGGCUGGGACCACCUUCCUCCAGAUAGAGGCCAAAGAUGUUGACCUUGGAUCAAAUGUGUCUUAUCGGAUCCGAAGCCCAGAAGUAAAGCACUUUUUUGCACUACAUCCAUUUACAGGAGAACUUUCCCUUUUAAGGAGCUUGGACUAUGAGUCAUUUCCGGAGCAGGAAGCAAGCAUCACGUUUCUCGUGGAGGCCUUCGAUAUUUAUGGAACGAUGCCCCCAGGCAUUGCUACGGUCACAGUGGUAGUAAAGGAUAUGAAUGAUUAUCCGCCCGUAUUUAGUAAACGGAUCUACAAGGGAAUGGUGGCUCCGGAUGCCGUGAAGGGCACACCCAUCACAACCGUUUAUGCCGAAGAUGCAGACCCCCCUGGAUUACCUGCAAGUCGUGUGAGGUACAGAGUAGAUGAUGUCCAGUUUCCUUAUCCUGCCAGUAUUUUCGACGUAGAAGAAGAUUCUGGAAGAGUAAUAACUCGAGUCAAUCUUAACGAAGAGCCUACAACAAUUUUUAAGCUGGUGGUUGUUGCUUUUGAUGAUGGUGAGCCUGUGAUGUCCAGCAGCGCCACAGUGAAAAUUCUUGUCUUACAUCCUGGAGAAAUCCCACGCUUCACGCAAGAGGAAUAUAGACCUCCUCCAGUGAGUGAACUUGCCACCAGAGGGACUAUGGUUGGAGUGAUUUCUGCAGCAGCCAUCAACCAGAGUAUUGUGUACUCCAUAGUUUCAGGAAACGAAGAAGAUAUGUUUGGAAUUAACAACAUCACAGGUGUUAUCUAUGUGAAUGCCCCCCUGGAUUUUGAGACCAGGACAAGCUAUGUACUUCGCGUCCAGGCCGAUUCCUUGGAAGUGGUCCUCGCCAAUCUCCGAGUCCCUUCAAAAAGCAAUACGGCUAAAGUGUAUAUUGAGAUUCAGGAUGAAAAUGAUCAUCCCCCAGUGUUUCAGAAAAAAUUCUACAUUGGAGGUGUAUCUGAAGAUGCAAGGAUGUUUACUUCUGUGCUCAGAGUUAAGGCUACUGACAAAGAUACUGGCAAUUACAGCGCCAUGGCUUACCGACUCAUCAUUCCACCCAUUAAAGAGGGAAAAGAAGGAUUUGUGGUGGAAACGUAUACGGGCCUCAUCAAAACCGCUAUGCUCUUCCACAACAUGAGAAGGUCCUACUUCAAGUUCCAAGUCAUCGCAACUGACAACUAUGGGCAGGGACUGAGUGGCAAAGCGGAUGUCCUGGUUUCCGUGGUCAAUCAGCUGGACAUGCAGGUCAUUGUUUCCAACGUGCCCCCGACUCUGGUGGAAAAGAAGAUAGAAGAUCUCACAGAGAUUUUGGAUCGCUAUGUUCAGGAGCAAAUUCCCGGUGCCAAGGUGGUGGUGGAGUCCAUUGGUGCUCGCAGGCAUGGGGAUGCCUUUUCUCUAGAAGAUUAUACCAAAUGUGACCUGACUGUCUACGCAAUCGACCCCCAGACCAACCGAGCCAUCGACAGAAAUGAGCUUUUUAAAUUUCUGGAUGGCAAACUGCUUGAUAUCAAUAAAGACUUCCAGCCGCAUUACGGGGAAGGAGGACGCAUUUUGGAGAUCCGCACUCCGGAGGCAGUGACCAGCAUUAAAAAGCGAGGGGAAAGUCUGGGCUACACCGAGGGGGCCUUGCUGGCGCUCGCCUUCAUCAUCAUCCUCUGCUGCAUUCCUGCCAUUUUGGUGGUUCUGGUCAGCUACAGACAGUUUAAAGUCCGCCAAGCUGAGUGCACCAAGACGGCUCGAAUCCAGUCGGCCUUACCUGCCGCCAAGCCCGCGGCGCCCGCACCAGCACCCGUGGCCGCCCCCCCGCCGCCCCCGCCUCCCCCCGGGGCGCACCUGUACGAGGAGCUGGGGGACAGCACCAUGCAUAAGUAUGAGAUGCCUCAAUAUGGAAGCCGUCGCCGUCUGUUACCACCGGCUGGACCAGAGGAGUAUGGUGAGGUAGUUGGUGAAGCCGAGGAGGAGUAUGAGGAGGAAGAGGAAGAGACAAAGAAAAUUAGAAAACCAAAAGUCCAAGUUAGAGAGCCUAGUGAGGAGGAAGAAGUAGUGGUCACCAUUGAGAAGCCACCGCCAGCCGUGCCCACGUACACAACGUGGAAGAGAGCCAGGAUCUUCCCGAUGAUUUUCAAGAAAGUUAGAGGGCUUGCUGACCGAAGGGGCCUCACCGAACUUGAGGGGGAAGAAUGGCAGAGACGCCUUGAGGAGGCUGAUAAAGAUUAUCUGAAACUCACUCUGGACCAAGAUGAAGCCACAGAAAGCACAGUGGAGUCAGAGGAGGAGUCGUCCAGUGACUACACUGAGUACAGCGAGGAAGAAUCCGAGUUCAGCGAGUCAGAGACCACUGAAGAAGAGUCAGAGACGCCUUCUGAGCAGGAAGAGAGCUCGACUCCUGAGUCUUCAGAAGAGUCAGAGUCCGCAGAGUCAGAAGAGGAGAAGGUCCGGAAAAACAUCUUUCUGGCCCGAAGGCGGCCCGUUGGUCAAGAGGUCAAGGAGGUCAAAGGGAGAAAAGAGGAGCCCCCUGAGGAGCUGGAGGAAGAGCCCAGGGUGGAGGAAGCAGGAGAGGAGAGCGAGCUGGGCCCUGAGGAGGAGCCCGCAGGCCUUGAGGUCCCCGAAGAGGAGGAGGAAGGCAGUGUGGAGUCAGCAUCGGUGGGGGCAGGUGGGGACAGUGAGGAGGACUCUGAGCCGGGCCAAAGUGUCAGCAGCAGCGAGAGCCAGUCCGGAGGGCCGUGGGGCUUCCAGGUGCCCGAGCAGGCGACCAGCAAGAAAGCACCCCGGGAGCAGCCCCCGGGAUCCGGCUCCGAGGGCGACAACACAGCACUCUGAGCCAGGGCCCAGGAGGUGGGAGUUUGCUGUGGCGAGUGCUCUUGUGUGCCGUGCUUUCUGUGUGCCUUCUGCAAUGACAAGCCAAGGGAGGAACAUGAUCGUGACCUCUAGCUGACCUAGGAUUAGAGGCAUGCCCGAAAAGGGAACAUACAAGCGCUACAAGUAGACUUGUACAUCAGAGUGCACUAGGGUCAGACGGACUCAUCUUCCUCUAUUAGCCAUUCCCAAGAUAAACCAUGCAUCAAUAGUUACUAUCUCCUAGUGGAGUUUCUGUGAAUCCACUAUGGCAUUAUGCAUUACCAGUGAGGCCCUGCCCGGUGGAAUGGAUUUUAGGACUACAUGGGGCUGUUUUUAUUUCAUCCGUAGACAAUAAAUCCUUGGGAUAAAACCGGCAACAAUUUUGCCUAUAUAUACAUUUCAACUGGCAAAAGGAUUAUAAAAAAUAUCACGAACAUGUUCAAAUGGGUUUGUAUUAGGAGAUAAUUCAUUUCAGUUAAGUUUUUACCAUUUCUUUUCCAUUGUGGCUAUGAGUUAAAGUGGAUUUAGAAAAAAAAUUGAAUUUUUACAAAACUUCUUUCUGGGUAAGUAAACGUAGUAAAUUUGAGAUAUAUAUCUGGAAAUCAAAAGCAUGGCUUAGUCCAACACAUUGGUAGUUCACAUAUUCUAAAAAUGUGAUACUAUUUUGAGAGUAACCUAGUAUUAGUUAAC
Messenger RNA from Zalophus californianus (California sea lion), 6263 nucleotides. It is a transcript of the gene PCDH15, whose product is annotated as protocadherin related 15. The coding region runs from base 219 to 5555 and encodes 1778 amino acids. Gene Ontology annotation, molecular function: calcium ion binding. Gene Ontology annotation, biological process: sensory perception of sound; inner ear development; homophilic cell-cell adhesion. NCBI's taxonomy places the organism in Eukaryota, Metazoa, Chordata, Mammalia, Carnivora, Otariidae. Gene Ontology annotation, cellular component: plasma membrane; stereocilium. The record is from RefSeq and is a predicted model, not a curated record. The transcript has 37 exons.